This is a messenger RNA of Penicillium cataractarum, 4671 nucleotides long. RefSeq lists its product as uncharacterized. Bases 1 to 4671 code for a protein of 1556 amino acids. Gene Ontology annotation, molecular function: guanyl-nucleotide exchange factor activity. The record is from RefSeq and is a predicted model, not a curated record. The transcript is spliced from 4 exons. Gene Ontology annotation, biological process: regulation of ARF protein signal transduction. NCBI's taxonomy places the organism in Eukaryota, Fungi, Ascomycota, Eurotiomycetes, Eurotiales, Aspergillaceae.
AUGUCCGAACCUCUCUCUAUUGCUAUCGACCCGGUGGCCCUGGUGACGACAGAAUGUAUCACCGUCACCUCGUCCAUGCGGAAACAUGCCCGCUGGGCGCACUCCUCCGUCUCCGCCAUCUUGGGCGGCAAUGGGGGGUCCCGGGUCUAUGAACGAGAUACCUCGGCGCCGCCCAGUCCACGGAAGAGCAGCCAGUCGUCAAGACUCGCUGAGGAGGAUCAUGCCUUGGCCAAUCGAUGGGGCCUGCGAGGCAAGAAAGGCAAGAGCAUGCAGGACAACCCGUUGAUAUCAGCCUUCACCCGCCUGCGGAGUGAUCUCAAGGGCUGCAAAGAUAUCCGAACAUUCGAUACUCCAGCCCUCCUUCACCCAUUCCUACAGGUCAUUCGCUCCUCCUCGACCUCCGCCGCGAUCACCUCCCUCGCAUUGGUUGCCAUCACAAAGUUCUUUUCGUACAACAUCAUCAAUCGAGACUCCCCCCGCUUACCAAUGGCCAUGCAGCUCCUCUCGGCUGCAAUUACACACUGUCGAUUCGAAGCGAGCGAUUCUUCCGCAGACGAAAUUGUGCUACUACGGAUCUUGAAGUUGAUGGAGGGCAUGUUGUCUCGGCCGGAAGGAGAGCUUCUGGGCGAUGAGAGCGUCUGCGAGAUGAUGGAGACGGGGCUGAGCAUGUGCUGUCAAGGUCGCUUGUCAGAAGUGCUGCGAAGGUCUGCAGAAAUGGCCAUGGUCAACAUGUGUCAAGUCAUAUUUAUGCGGCUGUCACAUCUUGAUCAAGAAGUGCCCCCGGGCCCCGACCCGUUCGCAGAUGAGCGUGUGAAGAAGGAUGAAUCGAAUUUGAAGAUGGACCCAUCUGUGAAUGGAGAUACCGUGACAUCGCAGCAUCAGUCAGCAAUGAGUUCGGACACGGCAGCUCCAGAGCGAGACAGCACCAGCCGGGAGGGCUCACCCGAACAAGCAGGUACCGGGGCUACGGCUGCGGCCACUGCACCACCGACCUUGCAAGACGACAGUGACGGUGAGAUCCGGCCCUACUCUCUACCCUCGAUUCGAGAGCUAUUCCGCGUCUUAAUCGAUCUCCUCGAUCCUCACAACCGCCAACAUACCGAUACAAUGAGAGUGAUGGCCUUGCGCAUCAUUGAUGUUGCUUUGGAAGUGGCCGGUCCAUCUAUUGCUCGACAUCCCAGCUUGGCUGCUUUGGCUAAGGAUGAUCUUUGCCGCUAUCUAUUUCAAUUGGUUCGUUCGGAACAGCUGGCUAUUCUCACCGGCUCUUUGAGAGUCGCGGGCACUCUAUUGUCAACAUGUCGGUCUGUAUUGAAGCUGCAGCAAGAAUUGUACCUCUCUUAUCUGGUGGCUUGUCUUCAUCCCCGUGUGGAGAUACCCCGGGAAGCAGGCAUUGACCCCUCGCUUUACGAAGGGGUACCACAGGCACCCAAGCUAGUCAAGCAGCCGUCCUCCCAAACCAAUAGUGGCCGGUCCACUCCAGUCCCCGUGAAGGAUCGUCAAAAGCUUGGCCUUGAAGGGGGUUCUCGAAAACCAGAAGCUCGGGAGGCCAUGGUUGAAAGCAUAGGAGUUCUGUCACGGAUUCCUAGCUUUAUGGUCGAACUUUUCGUCAAUUAUGAUUGUGAAGUUGAUCGGGCCGACUUGUGUGAAGACAUGAUCGGGUUGUUGUCGCGCAACGCCUUCCCAGAUUCCGCAACAUGGAGUACAACAAACGUGCCCCCGCUGUGUCUCGAUGCUCUCCUGGGCUAUAUACAGUUCCUUUAUGAUCGUAUGGACGACGAGCCGGUACAAGGGAACUAUCCUCCGUUGGAUAGCCUUCGAAGCCAACGGAAAACGAAGAAGCUCAUCAUCAAGGGUGCUCAAAUGUUCAACGAGGAACCCAAGGCAGGAAUUGCUUACCUCACAAGUCAUGGGAUUAUCGAAGACGCCAAAAACCCCGUGCUGGUUGCCCGCUUCCUUAAGGGAACAGGACGCUUGUCAAAGAAGGUACUUGGUGACUUUAUUUCCAAACGAGACAACGAAGAGUUGCUGGGAGCCUUUGUCGAUCUACUCGAUUUCUCGGGGAGAAACGUGGUCGAAGCACUUCGAGAACUGCUUAGCUCGUUCCGCUUGCCCGGCGAGUCACCCUUGAUUGAACGAAUUGUGACUACUUUCUCAGAGCAUUAUAUGGAGAAAGCGCAGCCCGAAGGUAUUGCGGACAAAGACGCACUUUAUAUCCUGACCUAUGCAAUCAUCAUGCUGAACACUGAACUCUAUAACCCCAACGUCAAGUCGCAAAACCGCAUGUCUUUCCCCGCGUUUGCCCGAAAUCUUCGUGGGGUCAAUAGUGGCAGUGACUUUGCAGAGGAAUUCCUCCAGGAAAUUUACGACUCCAUCAAGGAAAAUGAGAUCAUUCUGCCUGAUGAGCAUGAGAACAAACACGCGUUCGACUAUGCUUGGAAGGAGCUUCUCCUGAAGUCGUCUACUGCCGGUGAAAUGGUGGUGGGCGAGACCAACGUGUACGAUGCAGAGAUGUUUGAAGCAACCUGGAGACCGGUUGUAGCUACUCUCUCCUACGUUUUCAUGUCUGCUUCUGACGACGCCGUCUACUCCCGCGUGGUCAAUGGAUUUGACCAGUGUGCUCAAAUCGCUGCCCGCUAUGGUCUGACAGAGUCCUUUGAUCGUAUUGUCUCUUCCCUUGCAUCGAUUAGCACCUUGGCAACCAAUAAGCCUCCGAGCACUGCGCUCAACACGGAAGUGCAGGCAGGAAAGAAGAGCGUGAUGGUCAGUGAAUUGGCUGUGAAGUUCGGAAGAGACUUCAGAGCACAACUUGCCACAGUGGUACUGUUCCGAGUUUUGGCGGGUAAUGAGUCCACGCCCAAGCAAGGUUGGGAGCACAUUGUCCGCAUUCUCAGCAACCUCUUUAUAAAUUCUCUCAUUCCGCCAUUCGACUCCAACUUGACUGCUGAGCUGGAUAUCUCACCGAUUCCCCUGCAGCCGCCAUCACAGGUGGUCGACCGCGAUGGAAGGGGUAACGAGACCGGCUUGUUGUCUGCUUUCACUUCCUAUCUGUCAAGUUAUGCAGCCGAUGAUCCUCCAGAGCCAUCGGAUGAAGAGCUUGACAACACUCUUUGCACCGUGGACUGCGUCACUGCAUGCUCUAUUCCCGACAUCUUGGCUAACAUCAAGCCUUCCAGUAGAGCUGACCCUAAUCAGCCCAAGUAUGAUCCAUCUAUGAUCUUCCUCUUGGAGCUGGCGACCGUUCUCACUCUGCGUGACGACAAAACUCUCGAGAGCCUCGGCGAAUCAUUGGCAACCACCCUCCAGACCCUGACUCGUGAUGCCAAGAACCUUCAUCCAUUGACCGUAUCUCGUAUUGUGUCCUACCUGCUUAACCUGCUCAGACUGAGUCAUGUAUGUAUCCGUCAAAUGAUUGAUGGGAUUCUCUUCCUCAAACUAACAAACUCUCAGGAUCAGCAUUUCUUGCGAGUACCAGUCGUCCUCCACGCGAUCUCUGGCUAUGAUCAAGAUGUCUUGGAGACCGUCGCCGUGCCGACGGUCAAGGGUCUGUCCCGAUGCAUCUCCCGCACUGGCCGCCUCAGGAACGAGAUUACCAUAUCACCUGACUUCUGGUCCAUCUUGCAACGCCUACACCAACAUGAAGAGGCCGCUCCUCUGGUGUUUGAAUUGCUUGAGAGUAUUGUGCACUCAAUGCCCGACAUUGUCACGGCCGACAACUACGAAUCGGCCGUUGCUCUGGCAAAUGACUUUGUGAGUGCAGGCCACGUCGGUUCCAUCGAUGAGCGUCAAAGGGAUGUCCAUGCUCGACGGAACAAGGGUGUCAAACAGCCUAAGCCAAGCGAAAAUCAAAUCGUUUCUCGCGGCAUCAAAGCCAUCGGUUUGAUAUAUCACCUGACUGGGCGGGUUCCUGCGCUUAUCAAGCAGUCCCACCUUGAAGAGCGUGAAGCCUGGUCUGCGUACUGGUCUCCCAUUUUCGAAUCUCUUCGUGGCCAAUGCACCAACCCAUGUCGUGAUAUUCGCCACCAUGCCAUUUCUACUCUGCAACGGGCUCUUCUGUCUGCUGAAUUGAUUUCUGGUGACGACAAGGAGUGGGCCACGAUCUUCGAUGAGGUUCUCUUCCCUCUCAUCUUGCGCCUACUCAAGCCAGAAGUCUACCACUCCGACCCCUACGGCAUGGGUGAGACUCGAGUGCAGGCGGCGACCUUGGUCUGCAAAAUCUUCUUGCGCUUCCUCGAUCAACUUCCCAACCGGGAGGGCAUGCUUCCUCUUUGGCUCCAAAUCCUGGAUAUACUUGACCGCAUGAUGAACAGCGGCCAGAGCGAUAGUCUGGAGGAAGCCAUUCCCGAAAGCUUGAAGAAUAUCCUGCUUGUCAUGGCCGAUGGUGGAUAUCUGGUACCUCCAUCGCAGGACCCUAGCAAGGAGGAGAUGUGGAUGGAGACUCGUAAGCGCCUGGAGCGAUUCCUGCCGGGCCUUUUCAUCGAGAUCUUCCCGGAUGCUGCCAAGGAACCCGAAAAGGUCCAGCCAGGAUCAGCUGCGCAGUCGCCGUCCCAACCGGCCAGUGAAGUUGCUAAAAGCGAGGAAACAGCACCGUCGGCUCAAGAAGCUGGCAGUGAAGCCACGGAAGCCACUCCUGCCGUUGCCCACUCUGCAUCCGAGCAAGUUGCCUCAUCAUAG